GAGAGAGAGAGAGAGCGCCAGCGAGAGGUUGCAGUCCGCUUCUUCAUCCGCUCCACGUUUUGGACUGCGCCUCAGCCCUUAUCCCCUGGCUCUCGAGGGACACCGCAACACCCGUGCCUGGCUACAUGAGGCAGGGAUGACAUAGAACGAGAGAAAGAGAGAGAAUAAGAGAGAGACAGAGAGAGAGAGCGAGAGAGAGAGAGAAGAGGAGGAGGAGGGGAGGGGGACCACUCUACCAUAAAAUAUCUGCUCUUAAUGUUGAAGUCACUGCCUCCUUUUGUCCCGGACACCCCAUCAGUAUUCAGGAAGCGGGCAGGAGAGCAGGGGAAAGGGGCGCGAGGAGAGCGAAUUAAAAGCCCGAAGCAGAGGAGGAGAAGAGAGGAAGCCGCCGUGCCGUGGCAGCCCGGUGCUGUGGGGAGAGGCUGGCAGGAGAUAAAAAAAAUAAUUAAAUAAACGGGAGGAGAAGAGAAACCGCGGACAGGAAGGGGAGGGGGGGGGGAGAGAGAUGUACGCCUCCUAGCCGGCGCCACGCAAAGCCAGCCAGGAUAAUGUGCUGAAGGAGGCAGGAAGGGGAGGAAAAGAAAAAAAAGGAAAGAAAAAGAAGGAAAGAAAGAAAAACGAGGGGGAAGGACACCGAAUCGAUCUACCGCCGCGGGGCCAGAAGAUGGAGGAAGCUGUACAGAGUGAACGGGCACCUUUUCCAGGCCAAGCGGUUUAACAGGAAAGCGUACUGUGGCCACUGCAGUGAAAGGAUAUGGGGGCUGGGGAGGCAGGGCUACAAGUGUAUCAACUGCAAGUUGCUUGUCCAUAAGCGUUGUCACAAACUUGUUCCUCUGACCUGCCAAAGGCAUAUGGAUCCAGUCAUGCCAUCACAGGAACCCCCAGUAGAUGAAAAAAACGACGAAGUGGACCUCCCACCGGAAGAGACGGAUGGAAGGAGUUCCUGUGAGUCCCUGAGCCCACAGCCUGCUGAUCCCCCCUCUCUGUCUCCUCCAGUGCCGUUCCCAGCCCACAAUCGCAAAGUGGACAAACCGGAGGACGACUCGGAGGACAUCAAGGCGGUGGUGGACGGGAUUGACGGGAUAAAGAUCUCGCAGGGACUGGGGCUGGGAGACUUCGACCUGAUCCGCGUCAUCGGCCGCGGCAGCUACGCCAAGGUGCUCCUGGUGCGGCUGAAGAAGAACGACCAGAUCUACGCCAUGAAGGUGGUGAAGAAAGAGCUGGUGCACGACGACGAGGACAUUGACUGGGUCCAGACGGAAAAGCACGUAUUCGAGCAAGCGUCCAACAACCCUUUCUUGGUCGGCCUUCACUCUUGUUUCCAAACCGAGAGUCGGCUCUUCCUCGUGAUCGAGUACGUGAACGGCGGCGACCUGAUGUUCCACAUGCAGCGGCAGCGGAAGCUUCCGGAGGAGCACGCUCGAUUUUAUGCAGCUGAAAUUUGUAUUGCUUUGAACUUCCUUCACGAGAAGGGCAUCAUCUACAGAGAUCUCAAACUGGACAAUGUCCUCCUGGACCACGAGGGACACAUCAAGCUGACGGACUACGGGAUGUGCAAGGAGGGUAUCAGACCUGGAGACACCACGAGCACUUUCUGCGGCACUCCAAACUACAUCGCCCCUGAGAUCCUACGCGGGGAGGACUAUGGGUUCAGUGUGGACUGGUGGGCCCUAGGGGUGCUAAUGUUUGAGAUGAUGGCAGGGCGAUCCCCCUUUGACAUCAUCACCGACAAUCCUGAUAUGAACACAGAGGAGUACCUUUUCCAAGUUAUUCUGGAGAAGCCCAUUCGCAUUCCAAGGUCCCUGUCGGUGAAGGCCGCCAGUGUACUGAAGGGCUUUCUGAACAAGGACCCGAAAGAGAGGCUGGGUUGCCAGGUCCAGACGGGGUUCACCGACAUCAAGUCUCACACGUUUUUCCGCAGCAUAGACUGGGACCAGCUGGAGAAGAAGCAGGUGACCCCACCGUUCAAGCCCCAGAUGACGGACGACUACGGCCUGGACAACUUCGACACUCAGUUUACCAACGAACCAGUGCAGCUAACCCCCGACGACGAGGACGUCAUUAAAAGAAUAGACCAAUCGGAAUUCGAGGGAUUUGAAUACAUUAACCCCAUGCUGGUGUCCACUGAAGAGUCUGUAUGAGGGAGAGGCCGGUCUCCUUUUUACCCUGCGUUUUUGCAGAACCAUUUCGGGCCGAAUGAAUUCUCACUGACUUUGUGGAGAGGAAGAAAGGGGAAGAAGGUUGAAGGAAGAACCGGAAGAAAAAAAAGUAAAAACAAAAACAAACAAACUCCUAAGCUGCUUGCAUGCAAGGUUGAGGAGCUGGUGCAAGACCUUUAUGAUGGAUACCUAAUGUUAUUUUUUUUUGGGGGGGCACACUACGGAAGAGGUGUUAACAAAAUAUAAAUUUGACGACAACAACAAAAGCCCAAGAUCAGUGGGUGGUAGUCUUCCACUAACCACUCUCGCUUUUGUUUUUAACCCUUCAUGUGGGUGUCAGUGCUUCUGGCUUUAUACCUGAAGAAAACGUUCAUUCAUACUGUGCCUGCACCCUCAAAGGACUUACAUGUCUCUCAUCCCUGGGUAAAUAUGAUAGUUCUGCUCCAGAACUGGAAUUUAUGUGCACUUUUUUUUCUUUGAUUUUGUUUCACUUUUUUUUAAAAAAGACACUAGCCAUCUUGUUGGAGGGCCAUCCUCCAAGCUAAACAAGAAUGUACAAUGAUGGAAGGAAAAAAAGUAGUAACUUGUAUUAUAGUGUAGUUAGCAAAUCCAAAUUGAUGAUGCCUUUUAAUGAUGCAAAAUGGCACGUUUUAUUUAUGACCACUUUGUUUGUUUCAGGUUUGUUUUGGCAAAUUGCUGUACUUCACCUACAAAGGAGUUGCAUUUAACUGGUAGUUGAUUUUUUUUUUUCUAGGAGAAACUGGGAGAAUUAAUUAUUUUUUUAAGAAGUGCCUCUUAAGAUCCAAUAUGUAUUUUCCACCAUAGUCCAGAUUGCACUGACAAAAUAGUUCAAAUCAGAUUUACUUCAUGAAAUGGUCGUCUGGUACAGAGUGGACUGUAGAGAACAGCUCGUCAUUAGCGACAGUCUCUCUCCACCAUUUUCUUUUUUUUUUUGUAAAGAGAACACAUGGUUGCACAUGACCAUGGCAGCCAAUCAGAAUUCCAGUGAUGUAAGUGUCAUUGAUCAGAUUUUUUUUUUUUUUCAAAUAUAAAGAGUUAAAAAGGAGAUGAACAAAAUAAUGCAGGCUUGUCGUUCGUAGGGGACGAAGAAUAUGAUGUACAUUACACCUGGAUAAUAAUGCCUCCAACAUGACUAAACAAAUAAUAUGAUUAAUGAUAAUUUCAGUAAUUAUAAAAUAUGUAGAUAUUUUUUUCUUUCUUUGAGGGUGUACCUAAUCAUAUACUACAUGUUUGGUAAAUGCACAACUCCUUUGUACAAACAUGUCUUGAUGCCAGUGACAGGAGGCUUAUCGUGUUUUUAAGACAAACUGCUCAGAUAUGCGGUUCUCCUCGGUUUGACAAUGGUGCAAUUCAGGCGAGACGUUGCACAUCACGGGGGAAUUACGCUAGCCGUAAUUCCUGUUACCAUUAUCCUCUCUCUCACACUGAACACAGCGAAUGGACAGCGAAUGGUUGAUGUCAAUGUCGCCUGGGGGGAGACAGUAUCUCUGCUGAUCCACAAGAAUUCUUUUCACACCAAAAAUUCAGAGGAGGUUCAAUACAGAUGAACACCUGCCAAGGGAUUACUCCCUAACCACACACACACACACACACACACACAGACAACAAAUAUGCACUCACGAAAGCACACAAACAUAACAUGCAUACACACCAGAUUAAAUAGCAGUCCACUAUGUCCAUUUGUUGUGAAAUCACAGAAAUAUUGUGAAAGGUUUCAAUUGUUUAAGAAAAACCUAAGCCUGACUUUUGAAGGUUGCAUUAGUCUUGGUUUAACUUUCUUGAAGAAAGGAAGGAAGAUAAAGUUCAAUGUAAAUUAAUUGAUUAAAUCUGACCUAUAUUAACGGGAUAAGGAGUGCAAUUGGAUUAAUUAGAUCUUCCCCCAGUAAAAACAGAGUCAAUUAGCUGGCAGCGCUGCGCGACUCAGGAAAAACAAAGGAGAAGAAAGCAGAUACCGCGCGGGGUGGAUCGAGACCGGGCGCAGAUUACCGAACCGCGCGUUAAUUGCCUUGAUUAAACGCAUCUACUGAGGAGGAGUUACGGUCUCCAUUUAAGGAGCUCCCUUUGCUUCGGCAAGCCUUUUAACUUGCUGAUUAUAUCUCGCGAACGGUCUGUUGCAGGUUUUCAAGUAGAAAUAAUUUACUGCAACAACAUCGCUCCUCGGCUGACCACUUAGUAUUGCUGUGGGCUCGUCCAGUGUAACACGGAAAUGAGAUUUCCUCUUCCUUUGUAAAUCUAACGUCACGGAGAGCGAACGACGUUAUAGAAGUAUGCGUUUUAAAUCUGGUUCUUGCCUAAGUGUGUUUUUACCUCUUAUCCAGUGGUAUGACAAGCUCGGCUACACUCCAUACAUUCAUGUAAAUGUCUGUAAUUAUGAUUUAAAAAAAUAAAAAACCUAUUCGUGGGUUUUCCGUGAACUGAA
This is a messenger RNA of Anguilla anguilla (European eel), 4599 nucleotides long. It is a transcript of the gene prkcz, whose product is annotated as protein kinase C, zeta. The coding region runs from base 852 to 2141 and encodes 429 amino acids. Gene Ontology annotation, biological process: protein phosphorylation. The record is from RefSeq and is a predicted model, not a curated record. NCBI's taxonomy places the organism in Eukaryota, Metazoa, Chordata, Actinopteri, Anguilliformes, Anguillidae. The transcript has 15 exons. Gene Ontology annotation, molecular function: zinc ion binding; ATP binding; protein binding.